Chenopodium quinoa (quinoa) is the source of this 1580-nucleotide messenger RNA. RefSeq names its product putative FBD-associated F-box protein At5g53635. Gene Ontology annotation, molecular function: protein binding. The coding region runs from base 242 to 1477 and encodes 411 amino acids. The record is from RefSeq and is a predicted model, not a curated record. Lineage: Eukaryota; Viridiplantae; Streptophyta; Magnoliopsida; Caryophyllales; Amaranthaceae. The transcript is spliced from 2 exons.
AAUUUGUCUAUUCAAAAGAAAAAAAAAAAAAAAAAAGCUAAUUUGUAAAAAGCUCUUACAAAGAACUUUUUGGGUCUCACAGCUCUUUUAAUAAGAUACUCGUACUUCGCUAAAAAGUUUCCAAAACUCUGCUUACCAAACAAGAAGCCUCAAGUCCUCAACACAGCAGUUAAAAUGAAGACAGCACAAUUCACUUUUAUCUAGGGUUUUUACAUUCAUCUUUGCUCCAAUUUCUCAGAUCAUGGAGAAGAGGAUUCAAAAUUCAGAUCGAAUAUCUAAUUUACCAGAACCCAUUAAAACGCAUAUACUUUCGUAUUUGUCAACUAGGGAUGCAGCAAGAACUAGCAUUUUAUCGAGCAGUUGGCGUGCAUUAUGGAUUCAAUUACCCAUUUUUGAUUUUGGAAGGUUUAACCUUAAUAGCUUAUUGGAUGUGGAUGAUAUGCCUAGUGAUGAUGAUGAUUCUACUAGAAUGAAAAGGGAGUCAAUUGUUAAGGAAAGGGAGGAAUUUUAUGCUUUUCUUGAUAGAACCCUUGGGUCAAUUUCGAAGUUGGAAGUGCUCAAACUUUAUAUACCUCAGUAUGAGUUGGAGUUGAAGUCGCGGUUAGAUCAUUGGCUUGAUUGUGUUGUUGGUUGUCGCGUUAGAACUCUAAGCUUGGAAAUUGGUGGUAGGAAUGGUCCUAGGUAUAGUUUGCCUAAGAGUGUGCUUAGUGUGAACUUCAUCACUACGAUGAAUUUGAAAGGUUGUGAGUUGAUUUCGGCUUCUUUGGCAAAUACCCAAUUGCCUUCAGUGACAAAGCUUAGCCUUGUGAAUGUUUAUUUAGAUGAGGGUUUUAUGGGGAGUCUUGCUGUUAGCAUCCCUAAUCUUGAGGCUUUAGCUGUGAAAAGUUGCAAGGGGUUUACAAGGCUUGAAGUGUUUGGUCUCACUAAACUUGUGAAGCUUGAUGUUGGGCAAAAUUGCGAUGAGCUUGAGGUGAUUGUGAUUGAUGCACCGAGUCUUUUGAAUUUCAUUUAUGUGUAUGAAGACGUGUGGAAAGAAGUUUUACAGUCAUCCGAGAUUGAGUUUUCUGAUUGCAAGAAUUUGAAAUUUCUGAAACUAGUUGGUUCUAGCUUGUAUGAUUCUGAAUUGAAUACGCUUCUUGAAGAUGCUCCUGUCCUUGAAAAAUUGUUUCUAUAUGAGUGCCACAAUCUAGAAGACGUUUCCUUUUCAAGUCAACAUCUAACCUGUUUGGAAUUUGAGCGUUGUAGGAGUUUGUUAACCGUUCAAAUUGAUACUCCCAACUUGAAAAUCUUUCACUACGCAGAUGAUGAACUUAUAACCUUUCGAGGAAAGUGUUCUUUCAAGUUGAAGAAGGCUCCCGUUUACCUAAAGGCUGACAUUAAGAACGAUAAGUGGUAUGCUAGACUCGUUAAGUUUCUCUCCAAGCUAGGCAAUAGUGAACAACUGUCAAUCUGUGUUGGUUUGGAAGAGGUAAUAUAAGGAAUGGUUCUUCCUUUCCUUAACUCAUUUUGUAUUUCUUUUUAGUCUUUUCAUCACAUUGCUUUUAUGUCAAUUGGAUUGGAAAACUAAUGAUUUGUAUUUG